Molecule: messenger RNA, 1104 nt
Organism: Phaethon lepturus (White-tailed tropicbird)
Lineage: Eukaryota; Metazoa; Chordata; Aves; Phaethontiformes; Phaethontidae
Gene: DMBX1
Product: diencephalon/mesencephalon homeobox 1
Exons: 4
Coding region: 1-1104 (367 amino acids)
Biological process (GO): regulation of transcription by RNA polymerase II
Molecular function (GO): RNA polymerase II transcription regulatory region sequence-specific DNA binding; DNA-binding transcription factor activity, RNA polymerase II-specific
Source: RefSeq, a predicted model, not a curated record
AUGCAGCACUAUGGAGUGAACGGUUACUCCCUCCACGCCAUGAAUUCACUGAGCGCCAUGUACAACCUCCACCAGCAAGCAGCUCAGCAAGCCCAGCACGCCCCCGACUACAGGCCCUCGGUCCAUGCCCUCACCUUGGCAGAGAGACUGGCCGGCUGUACAUUUCAAGACAUCAUUUUGGAGGCACGUUAUGGAUCCCAGCACCGCAAACAAAGGCGAAGUCGCACAGCGUUCACCGCCCAGCAGCUGGAGGCGCUGGAGAAGACCUUCCAGAAGACUCACUACCCAGAUGUGGUGAUGAGAGAGCGGCUGGCUAUGUGCACAAACCUACCUGAAGCCAGAGUCCAGGUUUGGUUCAAGAACCGGAGAGCCAAAUUCCGGAAGAAGCAACGUAGCCUGCAGAAGGAGCAGCUGCAGAAGCAGAAGGACUGUGAAGGGAGCCAUGGUGAGGGAAAGACGGAGCCUCCCAUGCUGGAGACCCAGGCCACCACCCCAGACACUGAGAAAGUCCAGAGCCUCCCAAGUGAGGUAGGCACGGACCUCAACCUAACCCUGUCGGAGCAGUCGGCCAGUGAGUCAGCACCCGAGGACCAGACUGACAGAGAGGAGGAGUUUAAGAGCACCUUGGAUGAGGCCAAAGUGGACAAGAGCCCUGGUGUGGACAGCAAGGCUUUGAACUGCAAGAGAGCGAGCCCAAAAGCAGAGUCCCCUAUCAGCGCGGCUGUGACGCCUUCAUCCAGCAGUGGCCUGGCUCAGACUCACUCCUACUCCUCCUCGCCCCUGAGCCUCUUCCGCCUGCAGGAGCAAUUCCGCCAGCACAUGGCGGCCACCAACAACUUGGUCCAUUACUCCUCCUUCGAAAUGGGGACACCGUCUGCCAUGCCCUACUUGGGCAUGAACGUCAACAUGGCGCCGCUGAGCUCUCUGCACUGUCAGUCGUAUUACCAGUCGCUCUCCCACGCACAGCAGGUCUGGUCCUCACCCAUCCUGCAGGCGUCCAGCUCCCUUCCAAGCCUGAACAGUAAAACAACGAGUAUUGAGAACCUAAGGCUCCGGGCAAAGCAGCACGCGGCAUCCCUUGGGCUUGACACCCUACCCAACUGA